Populus nigra (black poplar) is the source of this 1095-nucleotide messenger RNA. RefSeq names its product cytochrome b-c1 complex subunit 6-1, mitochondrial-like. Lineage: Eukaryota; Viridiplantae; Streptophyta; Magnoliopsida; Malpighiales; Salicaceae. The transcript has 3 exons. Gene Ontology annotation, biological process: mitochondrial electron transport, ubiquinol to cytochrome c. The record is from RefSeq and is a predicted model, not a curated record. Bases 478 to 816 code for a protein of 112 amino acids.
AAGUUACUGCUAAUCAUAAUUGAAUCUGGGUGUAUCAGAAUUUUGAUGGGCUUUUGGCUCGCCAUGCUGUGGUGUUGCACAAUUUCUGAUAUUAUCUAGUUGUAAUUAAUAUGGAAUUAUCUGUUAAGUGUUGUUGUGUUGGUUUCAGGUUUAAGGUUGUUUAUAAGGAUGGGUGCAUUAGGGAAACCAAUUGCUGUCGUGUUUUGUAUGGUGCUGAAUCCAUGUAAUUAAUGGGUGUAAUUGUGAUAAUCUGGGAUCUUGGACCUAUAAAUGUUUUUUUUGAAAGAAACCAUGAAAGGCUGAUUUUUACAUCUUAAGCAUUCUCAAUCUCAUACUAGUUUUAAAUUUACUAUUCGAAGGUAAAGAUUUAUUUGUUUUUAAGCAAGAUUUCUAUCCAUGAUUGGAUAUUGCUUGUCCCAAGUCCCAACACUAUCAUGUUUUCAGACACAAAAACAUGGAUGCUAAGAUAAAAAAAACAUGCUUAUACCUGUGCUAGAGUCGGUAAUGAACCUUAUCUGCUUGCAUAGUUCUGAAUUUUAUUUUGCAUGUCAUAGUUUUUUCAUGUCUUACUAUGCAUGCGCUUGUUGUUUUCAUUUAAUUAAAUUAAGGGCGGACGAGGAACUUGUUGAUCAAAAGAAGUAUCUCGAGGACUCUUGCAAGCCUAAAUGUGUGAAGCCUCUACUUGAAUAUGAGGCAUGUGUUAAGAGAGUUGAAGGAGAUGACAGUGGCCACAAACAUUGUACAGGGCAGUACUUUGACUACUGGUUCUGUAUUGAUAAAUGCGUUGCACAGAAGCUAUUCUCUAAACUGAAGUGACAGGGAGUGCUGUCAGGACACCACUUUCAUUUCCUAGUCGAGUUUUUUGCUAUCGUAGUUGGGUUAUGUGAAGUGUUGCUUGGCUGAUAUUUCGUGUCGACCCUUUAUCGUUUUGACAAGGAAAACCUUUUGAAUUAGAAUAACAGAGAAUGUUGUGAAUUGAUGGAUUUGUAAGCUGUUGCAGCAAAUAUCAUGUGAAGUCACGAUGAAAAAAUCGAAAGACUGCAUGAUUGGGUUUAUAAUAUCAGUAGUUCUGCCCUCUUUUUAUAGAAAGAGGUA